This is a messenger RNA of Cylindrotheca closterium, 570 nucleotides long. NCBI's taxonomy places the organism in Eukaryota, Bacillariophyta, Bacillariophyceae, Bacillariales, Bacillariaceae. The record is from the annotation of a GenBank genome assembly.
AUGGGAAUACUUAGCAAAAAGUCCAAGGCCGCGGCUACUGGCGCUGUUUGCGCCUCGGCUGCUUGUGCCGUUGGUGCCACUGUCGUUCCCGAAAGCAUGAAAUUGACCAGUGUGAUGAAAGGCUUUCAUUGGAAUGAGGUUCCUCUGACUCCUGUCGAUUUCAAUGUUGGAAUUCAACUGUUGGCCGAACAAAAGGCCAACGAGGUUAUCCAAAAACAUACAGGCCCACACGGCUCCAUUGCCUUUGUGGUCCGUCGCCCCGGGGAUGAGUCACUAAAGUUUUACGAAGCCCUUGGAAAUAGAUCCAUUACCGAGCACGUCUUGUACAAUCCCUUCAAAGCCAUUUCGGCAUUGCGCCGCCACAUGAGCCGCCUGAAGGAAAAGAAGAUUGAAGGCAACCUGAAAGGAGAAGGCCUCAAGAGUGGCGGAUUGAUUAUAUUUGGAAAGGACGGAAGCCCCCAAUUCAUGGUUCCCGAGCAAACUGGAACUCCUUUUGACGAGGAUGAGCUAUUGGCUGCUUUGGAAACUGUUCGCAAGGGAGGAGGUGUCACAGAUGCUGGGGAACUAUAA